AUGCAAGGUGUUCUUCAAUUCCAUAACUCAGAGAACGGAGGCUCGUUCCGGCUUCAUCAGAAAAAAAUUACCAAGAGAACAAAAUCCGGGUGCCUGAGCUGUCGCGCUCGCCGCACUAAGUGCGAUGAAUACAAACCAGUCUGCGGGGGCUGCGCACGCAACCAUUUGCUUUGCUCCUGGAAAGGCUCGGCAGAAGUAAGCCAGUCUCCGGAAUCCGCGGAACUCAGAAUGCGGGCCCGCACUAGAACAGUCCUCUCUUCAACGCUCCUCGCCGUUCCAUCACCGAGACAUGCGCUCUCUCUUUGGCCACAACUCGAUGGGAAGCCUUGCGAACAAAGACUCUUUCAACAUUAUGUCGAAAGAUCAUCUCGGAGACUUAUAGUCAGAGAAGCAAUCGACAAUCCUUUCCUCAACUAUGUUCUACCCUUGGCCCAGCAACAGGAUGGGAUUCUCCACAUCUUGUUUGCUAUCAGUGCCUCUCAUAUGUCUUAUGAUGAUCGAAUCCCGCAUAUAACCGCCAUUUCUCACUACGCCAUCGCGCUUCGGGGGAUCAAAUACCUCAUCACGGACCACGGGCGCGGAAUUCGCGAGAGUCCUCUGGAAAUCAUCAUAAUGCUUUUACUUUUGUGUAACUUCGAGGUGAUUGAUGGUAAUACAGCAGGGGCUGUCAUGCAGCACCUGCAACCAUUGUCUGCCCUGUUAGCGAGUCACAUGAGCCUUCUCGACCAAGUCGACCCAAAUUGUGCCUGCUUCAUCACAGAACAGUUCAUGUUCUUCGGGCUUGUAAACCGAUACCUUGGCCUUGGCCCUAUGUCUACCGGGACUGACGAACCCACAGCGAGCCUCUUUUCAGACAACGCCCUGCUUCCCUAUCGAUCAUAUUACCACGGGCGAAGCUCAUGGUGUGCAUACGACCUGUUUGAACUUGUGCCACGGGUUUCUUUAUUUGCUACAAAGGUAGCUCAGUGUUCUCCUCGGCAUCUCGACCCCAACAUCUUGGAUAAUUUCCACGCUAUUGAGGACGCGAUUUUACGAUGGAAUAUUCCCGCGCCGCAUAAUUCCACAAAGUCCCCCGAUAUCGACGAGAUAUCAGCAGCAGUCAUCCAGCAGAUGGCCCUUCUCGUAACUCUCCAGUGCGCUUUGAAUGGCCCGGGGAUCCCACCGCCCAGCAUCCGGAGCCGGAUCGACACCUGUAUUUCCGAAGCCCGGAAUACGUUGCGAUCAUUAUCGCCAGCAAGCACGGCAUGGGCAAUUCUGUUAUGGCCUCUGCUUCAUCUUGGAUCAUGUCUUGUGCACGAAGCAGAGCAAAAUGAGUAUAUUUCAACUGUUUUGCGAAUUGAAAACAAGGCCCGCUGCUGCACCUCUCUACUGGACUUUCUAUCCAGGUUGUGGAGACGGAUGCGUGACGGUGGAGAUAAGUUUUAUGGGCCUUACGGAAUCCGGGAGCUUAUGAACAUCGAAAGAAUUCAACUGAGCUUGGGAUGA
Messenger RNA from Penicillium macrosclerotiorum, 1485 nucleotides. Its product is annotated as Zn(II)2Cys6 transcription factor. The transcript is spliced from 2 exons. NCBI's taxonomy places the organism in Eukaryota, Fungi, Ascomycota, Eurotiomycetes, Eurotiales, Aspergillaceae. The coding region runs from base 1 to 1485 and encodes 494 amino acids. Gene Ontology annotation, biological process: positive regulation of transcription by RNA polymerase II. Gene Ontology annotation, cellular component: nucleus. Gene Ontology annotation, molecular function: transcription cis-regulatory region binding; DNA-binding transcription factor activity, RNA polymerase II-specific; zinc ion binding. The record is from RefSeq and is a predicted model, not a curated record.